Messenger RNA from Maudiozyma saulgeensis, 792 nucleotides. The record is from the annotation of a GenBank genome assembly. NCBI's taxonomy places the organism in Eukaryota, Fungi, Ascomycota, Saccharomycetes, Saccharomycetales, Saccharomycetaceae.
AUGAGUUGGGGUGGUUUUAAAAAAGCCGUUCAAAGAGCAAGUAAUACAGUAAUUAUUAAAGAUAUUGAUAAAAUUAAUGAUAAAGAUUUUGAAUCUGAAGAAAGAAAAUACCUUACAUUAAAGAAAAAUUGUCAACAAUUAGUCACUGAAUCAAAAGGUUAUUUGGAUUCUUUUAGAAUUGUUUCGUCAUCACAAUUAAAAAUUGCAGAAGUUAUUCAAAAUUUAAAUAAUGAUAGUAAUAAAUCCCAACAUAAUGCAAAUGAUUACUAUUUACAAACUGUUCAAGAUAUAGAUUCUCAAGUUAUGAAAAAAUUGGAUGAACCAUAUAUCGAAACUGUAAUGAACCCAAGUUUAAAAUUCGAAAGAUAUUUUAAAGAAAUUGAUGAAGCUGUACAGAAAAGACAACAUAAAAAAAGUGAUUAUGAAGCUGCAAAGGCUAAAGUUAGAAGAUUAACAGAUAAACCAUCAAAGGAUGUUAAUAAAUUACCAACAUCUGAAAAAGAAUUGCAAUUAAGUAAAGAAAUUUAUGAAUCACUUAAUAAUCAAUUAAAACAAGAACUUCCACAAUUAAUUCAAUUAAGAGUACCAUUUUUUGAUGCAUCAUUUGAAGCUCUUGUAAAAAUUCAAUAUAGAUUUAGUACAGAAUCAUAUACAAGAUUAUCUCAAGUUCAACAAUAUAUUGAUCCACAGUCGAGGAAUAAUUAUAUGGAUGGUACUUUGGAUAGAAAUAUUGAAAAUUUAUUAAAUCAAAUGAAAAAUUUAGAUAUUUGUACAUUAGGUUUUGCAAAUUGA